AGUGAUCGCAUAUCCGCUGCCGGAGUGUUGAGGAGGGGGGCUGUGCGAGCGGGAUGGGUCGUGGACGGCCGGGCGCUCCGCGCGAAGCCGCUGUACAGAGCACCGGCGACAGCAGCGCCGUCAGUAAGUGCUCGGCGGCGGCGCGAGGGUAUGUCCGGGACCGCUUCCUGGGGCUCCUGGUGGGGCGGCGGCGGCGGCGGCGGACUCCGCUGGUACACCGAGGUUAUUAUGUCCGGGCCCGAGCUGUGGAUCACUGUGUUCAAGACUUCCUGCUGAAGACCCAAAGCCACUCUAGAACACAGAUCCUGUCUUUAGGUGCUGGCUUUGACUCUUUAUACUUCCGCUUGAAGGACAUGGGCCUUCUGAGUCACACUGUGGUAUAUGAGGUGGAUUUUCCAAACGUGGCAUGCCAAAAAGCCACUCUGAUCAAAGGAAUAAAAGAGUUGUCAGCACUGGUGGAAGAUGAUGGAGGAGAAGGAAUAGGAGCCAUUACCUUUUCUGGAGAGGAUUAUAAAUUACUGGGAGUGGAUUUAUCAGAGCUGUCUAAACUGGAGAAAGCCCUGGAGGAAGCAGGGCUGGACAAUGAAGUCCCCACCCUUUUCUUAGCAGAAGUGGUGCUCACUUACAUGGAAACUAGCAGAUCAGACGCCUUGAUACAGUGGGCAGCAGAACAUUUUUCUCAGGCAUGUUUUGUGCUGUAUGAGCAGAUGCACCCUGAGGACCCAUUUGGACAUGUCAUGCAGCAGCAUUUUAGCCAUCUGAAUUCUACACUUCACUCUUUAGCACAGUACCCUGACUGUGAGGCACAGCAGAGGCGCUUUUUGCGAAAGGGCUGGACAGAGUGUACCGUCAUGGAUAUGAAUGAGUUUUUUACCUUCUGUACUCCUGAAGAUGAGCAACGAAGAGUGCAGGUUCUGGAGCCUUUUGAUGAAUAUGAGGAAUGGCAUCUGAAAUGUUCUCAUUAUUUUGUCUUGACUGCAGCAAAGGGGAUGAAGUCUUCUUGGACUCCUUUGUUACCAAACAUGGCAGUUCCUUGUGGUGAUGGUCCUGUCAGGAUGGCUGGAAGGAUCACUGCAUCAGUGUGUGGAAUGUACUCUGAAGCUGCUGGCCUGAGACGUUAUGGUCACCACUCUGCUCUUAUAAAACCCAACGUCAUUCUCACGACUGGAGGUUUUGGGGAGGAGGAUGGUCAGCACUGUCGUAUGAGAAAUUUCCAUGUCCUAAUUAAGCAUAAAGGCUGCUGGAAAGCUGGCUGCGUGAAAAAGGAAAAUCGUGGUAAAAGAUGGGAUGGACGGUUGUACCAUACUGUGUCAUGUCUCUCGAACAGCCUGGCUCUGAUGGUAGGAGGACGAACAUCCCCGUCAAGUACAGCUUUGGGAAUAUUGCGGCUAAAGUUCCGUGAAAGCUGUAAUGCCUUGGACUCGGAUGGUGUUACAGUGGAGCUUAUAGACCUGCAGCCUGUUGCUGAAUCAGCUACUUUGCGUUGGAGACACAGUGCAACUGAAGUAAUGUUCAGAGGUAAAAAGUACCUGUUUCUAUAUGGGGGCCGUUCUGCUAUGCAGCCUGUGCUAGGGGACUGGCAUUUCCUGCAUGCUGAGGAACUUUCCUGCACUGUGAUUCCUGUUGAAGGUCCAGUACCGGAAGGCCGUCACUCUCACAGUGCCUGUAGCUGGAGAGGAGGAGUCCUUAUUGCAGGAGGUCUGGGAGCAGCUGAACAGCCCUUAGGUUCAGUUUUCUUUCUGAGAGAGAUUGAACAUGGCUUUCAGUGGCAGACAGUAGAGACGUACCCUCCCCUCAUCCCAAGGUAUUCACAUACAGCACAUGUGCAUGAUGAAAAACUCCUGCUUGUUGGUGGAGUGUGGUUUCACUCUUCCUCUGUGCCAGGCAUCACUGUCAUUGACUUAAUGACUGGUCUCUGUGUGGACUAUAUGAUUAGUGUGCUUCUGUUACAAAGAGGAAGAAGAAACUAAUGAUCUUCAGAUACAAUAGGCUACUCCUGUUAGAUAGCUGUGAGUAUGGGUACUGUGGUAAUGCACUUUAUAUAAAAGAAUAAAAGUAAUUUUUUAAAAAUUGAGUAAAUAGAUGCAGAUGGAUUGGUAGCUGCCUUUGCUUGUGAAUUAUCUGUUUUAACUUAGGCACAUUUCUCACCUUUAGUACCUGCUAGUAUUGUGAUAAAGUAUUGAUAGUACUGUUCAGUGUUUGUGGAUUGAUCUCAAAGUUUAGAAGACUGGAGAUGUCAAUGACUUUGUAUGCAGUACGUUAUACUACUAGUAUACUGCUCUGGUGCAUGUCUUAGAAGGUGAUAGCACCAAAACAUUGCAGAAAAAAAGACCUGGGCAUCCUGGUGGACAGCAAGUUGGACAUAAGCAAGCAAUGUGCCCUUGUGGCAAAGAGGGCCAACAGUCCUGUGGGCUGUAUUAUGAAGAGUGUUCCCAGCAGGACAAGGGAGGUCAUCCUUCCCCACUAUUCCUCACUGGAGAGGCCGUAUCUGCAGUACUGUGUCCAUGGGCUCUGCAGUGCGAGAGAUGCAGAGUUAUUGGAAUGAGUCCAGAGAAGGGCCAGUAAGAUGAUUAAGGGACUAGAGCAUCUCUCAUAUGAGAAGCAAGCUGCUGUAGGUGAUCCUGCUUGAGCAGGUGGGUUGGAUGAUCUCCAGAGGUCCCUUCAACCCCAACUAUUCUGUAAGUCUGUGAAAACCAUUGGCUGGCAACUUUAUCUGAGCUUGAAAUAGACGCAGACCAGUCAGCACUGGUAGGUAUGUGUGAUAAUCACUAUCUCUGGACCUUUCUUCAAGACCAGAGAUGAGGUUACCCUCAUGAAGAUCCCUUCUGUCUCAAGCUCUUAGAAGGGAAAUCUGUGCCCUGCCCUCUUCAGGUUCAAGUGGCCUCAACAAUUACUGAAUUGCCAGCAUAGCAGUUUUGUACUAUUACAGUCUCCAUUACCUACAAGCAGUGUGUUUCUCCAAGUUUCACUUUCCUGAGCUUUUGAAUAUCAGAGGUCAUCACAAAAGAGCUCCUCUUCCAAUCAUCAGAUACAUAGGUCAUGCACUGGAUGCUUCCUGGAGCUCAGAUCUAUAAAUGUCUCUUUUCCAGCUGUCUCUUCAGGGGUUUCUAUAGACCAAUUCCCACUGAUGUUUCUUAUACAAAAGCAAGAGCUAGACUUCUUAUGCAUGAACAUUUCCAUGUGCACUCAAUCUGCUAUAUUUCCAUGGUUCUGAUCCUAGCACACUUUAACUGAUGAACAGAAGGAACUCAAAUUGAGAUAGUUUCAGUGUCCUUUAUACUGGAAUAAAACCUUUGAGAUUCCUAUGGAGUUGAUAUGGGGAGGGAAAAAAAAUCUUGUUAACAUUUUUGUAAUCUUUCAGUAGUAUUCAGACUCAUUCUGCCCUGCCAUUAAGUAGGCCUGACUGAAGAUCUAUUGCAGCAGGAUCAAUUUUUUUUCAACGUGGAAGGGAACCAUCUGUAGGCAUUGAUCAUACCUACGCAUUGAGGUACUUCUGUUCUUCGCAGAUCAGGCUUGUUUGUUAUAAAUAACAAAUGAAAGACUCAGCAGUGCUAAAGCUUAUUUAGAGACACAACACAAAGAAUAAAUCCUUUUGGGCAGAAUAUGCAUUGUUUCAAGUAGCUGAAUGAUGAGGACAACUAAAUACUAGGCCGUUAGGUAAAUGUAAGUGGCCUCAUGGGAAACAACAUUAGGAUAUAUGAACAAUUUUCAUUAUACCAUGACACACAACAUAAUUGGAAAAGAGGCAUGAUAGAAAUCCAUGAAACUGAGUGUCACAGAAAGUGAAUAGGGGAUGACUGUUUGUUGCUUCUUCUGAUACAAGAACUAAGACCUCAAAAGAAGAUGGGAGGCAGCGUGUUUCAAAAAGUGCUUCUUUAUGUGUUGUGGAAUUCCUUACCACAGGACUUGAGUGCCAAAGGUUUACAUGGAGUCAAAAAAUGACUGGGCAUGUUCUAAGGAGAAAAAAAGUUAAGGCCUACAAAACACAAAGACAUUCCUCCUGGAUUCAAAUCUCUAAACUGUAAAUCAUUAUAUAGCUGGAGAAUAAUAGAGGAAUAUAUUAUGGUUUCCUUGUUCUUACACAUUUCUCUAGAUACCAGUUUUUGCCCACAUUUGUGGAUAGGAUAGUGGGCCUUAGAUGGACCCUGUCUAGCUCUUACUCUCUAAUGAAAGUAUCACAUGGAAUAUCUCUACAGCAGUAUAUGAGAUUUUUAUGCAGUCCUGUCAGGUCCAACAGUGAUGCAAAUUAUUGAAGGCUUGUAUGUUCAAGGGUUACUCCCUAAGUGAGACUCAGCUUGAUUAGAAGUAGUAACUGAAACCAAUUUAAGAGGUGCCUGACUGGUUCAACUUAUUCCAAUUCCUUUUGCUCUCUAAUAAAAAUCUCACUAUAACAUGUUGGACUUCUGAAACAUUUAGACAAGCCACUCACUCUUAUCCACUUUCUGUCCAAACAUCCUAAUCUACUACAUCCAGUUCCCUAUCUUGGCCUCUGUGCACUUCCCCAGUAUGCAACUGGCUGGUGUCCUCUGGACCACACAUGCUUUUGUUUCUUAAUGUAGGA
Molecule: messenger RNA, 4561 nt
Organism: Rhea pennata
Lineage: Eukaryota; Metazoa; Chordata; Aves; Rheiformes; Rheidae
Gene: LCMT2
Product: leucine carboxyl methyltransferase 2
Exons: 14
Coding region: 54-1970 (638 amino acids)
Biological process (GO): tRNA methylation; wybutosine biosynthetic process
Molecular function (GO): tRNA methyltransferase activity; protein binding
Source: RefSeq, a predicted model, not a curated record